AUAACCAUCCUUUCCCGGCAUUUUGCGACAGCAGCAUAUUUUGUAGUUUUGUUUAUCUCUGUAUUUGUUGUUUGUUUACUAACUGCAAAUUAGUAGUAAAAAAAAUGGAUUUGCCAUUUAAAACGGAAUAUGCGAAAAGUGGCCGCUCUUCCUGCAAAGGAUGUAAAUCAUCAAUUGAUCAGGGCACUUUACGUUUGGCUGUUAUGAUUCAGAGUCCCAAAUUUGAUGGCAAGAUGCCAAAUUGGUAUCAUCAAACAUGUUUCUUUUUAAAACAAAGACCCAAAACCGUUGAUGAUAUUGAAAAAUUUGAGACAUUACGUUUGGAGGACCAACAAAAGAUUAAAGAACAAAUAAACACUUGUGGUGCCAUAGUCCCAGAUAAAAAAGGCAAGAAAAGAGGAGCAGAUACGGCAGCCAAAAAAAAUGCCCUAAAAGAUUUUCGUAUUGAGUAUUCCAAAUCCAGUAGAGCUGUGUGCAGGGGGUGUGAACAAAAAAUUAUGAAGGAUGAGAUUCGAAUCUCGAAAAAAGACUUUGAUACCGACGUAGGGAAAAAAUACGGCGGACAGGACAUGUGGCACCAUCUGGCUUGUUUUGCUAAACUCAGAUCCGAAUUGGGUUACUUUGAAUCGGCCGAUAAGCUUCCGGGGUUCCAGGGACUUAACAAGGACGAUCAGAAGGACGCAAAGACGCAAAUUGCUGCAAUCAAACAGGAAGAUUUGCCGGAUGUUAAAAAAAUGAAAGUGGACCCCGAGCAGGAAGCGAAAGAUAAAUUGUUUAAGGACCAGAACACUUUGUUUUACAAGAAUAGGGAUAAGCUACAGGAUUUACAGAAAAAGGAGUUGGUGGAGUUUUUGGAAUUUGCUGGACAAGGAAUUCCCAGUGGAACUGACAGGUUGUUGGACCGUUUGGCGGACUACAUGACGUUCGGCAUCACUUUGCCUUGCGCAGUGUGCAAAGGCCAGUUGGUGUACAGUCGCGAAGGUUACAAGUGCCACGGCGACCUGACCGAAUGGACGAAAUGCACGAACAUCGUCAAGGAGCCGAAGCGUGCCGCGUUGCCGAUACCGCCCGAGCUGAAGCAAGCCUACCCGUUUCUGAAGAAGUACAAAUACGUUCCCACAACAAGGGUGAUCAAGGAUUUCAAUCCGACUAACAGUGUAAAGAAGAUGGACGAAGUUGAUGCACCCCCUAAAGUUCAAAGGGAAAAACCGCCCCUCUACGAAAUGGAGUUUGUUCUCAUCAACUUCGGUUCGAACCAUAAAGCGGAACUGAAAGAUAAAAUUGUGAAAAUGGGUGGUAAGGUCGUAACGAAAAUACAGAAAUCGGUGAUGGCGGUAAUCGCAAGUCAGGAGACUGUGGACAAGAUGGGCUCCAGAAUUCAGGAGGCGGAAAGCGCCCAGGUGCACGUGGUGGACGAGAGCCUUGUACACGAGGCGCCCGAUAAUGUCGGGAAAAUUCCCGAUUUGGUCAUCAAAAAGAGCAUCUGCAAUUGGGGAUCAGAUCCUUCGAAGCGUCUACCUGCAGAACCUUCGAGCAGCUACAAAUCCUUGGCGAAGUCGCGCUCUCAGUACACCAGCAAGAUGCCCAGCAAAGUGAAGCUAAAAGUGGUGGGGGGCGUGGCCGUGGACCCCGACUCCGGCCUGGAAGAGAGGGCGCACGUUUACCAGCGCGGAAACGAAAAGUACACCGUCGUCUUGGGCAUCACGGACGUGGUCAACAACAGGAACAGCUACUACAAGUUGCAGCUGUUGGAGGCCAACAAGGGCGGCAGUUACUGGGUGUUCAGGGCUUGGGGCCGGAUCGGGACCACGAUCGGCGGGACCAAGUUGGAGUCGUUCGAUACGCUCCACGAUGCCAAGAAGAAGUUUGAAGAGAUGUAUGAGGAGAAGAGUGGGAACUAUUGGGAGCACAGGGAACAUUUUGUUAAGGUACCUGGAAAAUUGUACCCCAUCGACGUGGACUACAAUGAAGACAGCCCCGAAGAAAAGCUCGACAUCGUCGAAUCCGAAUCGAACCUCAAAAAACCCGUUCAAGACUUGAUGAAGCUGAUCUUCGACGUCAAGCAAAUGAAAAAUUUGAUGUUGGAGUUUGAGCUGGAUAUGGAGAAAAUGCCGCUCGGAAAGCUCAGCAAGAAGCAGAUUCAGAGUGCGUUUAAAGUGCUAAACGAGCUACAGCACCUGAUUGAUGGCAACGAAACGGUUGAAGCUAGAUUCAUAGAUGCCACAAAUAGGUUUUACACGUUUAUUCCUCAUUCGUUCGGUAUCGAGAAUCCGCCGCUCAUUAAGGAUAAGGAAACGGUGCAGAAAAAGCUGGAAAUGCUGGACAGCCUGAUGGAGCUGGAAGUGGCCUACAACCUAAUGAAAUCCUCGGGCAGCGAACACACCGUGGACAGCUACUACGGUCAACUCAAAACCGACAUUGACGUGCUCGAAAGAACUUCCGAAGAGUUCGGACUCAUCGAGAAGUACAUCCAAAACACUCACGCCAAAACUCACAGCAACUACAAGUUGGAAAUCGAAGACGUCUACACAGUCAAACGCCACGGGGAAGAAAAGCGAUUCAAGCCGUUCAAGAAGUUGCCGAAUCACAAGUUGUUGUGGCACGGUUCCAGGGUUACCAACUUCGCCGGAAUUUUGUCGCAAGGUUUGAGGAUCGCUCCGCCCGAAGCGCCCGUUACCGGUUACAUGUUCGGCAAAGGUAUCUACUUUGCCGACAUGGUGUCCAAGUCCGCCAACUAUUGUAGCACCAGCGUGAACCAAUCAACUGGUUUGUUGUUGCUUUGCGACGUGGCUCUGGGAGAGAUGUAUGAAAGGUACCAUGCUGAUUACAUAGAGAAGCUUCCAAAAGGCAAACACAGUUGCUUGGGUUUGGGGCGUACAGAACCAGAUCCUAAAAAUUCCAAAACAAUCAACGGAAUUGAAAUCCCACUUGGUAAGGGAAUAACUGUCCCAGGCAGAGAAGAAUCUUCCCUACUCUAUAAUGAGUACAUCGUUUAUGACGUUGCACAGGUCAACGUCAAGUAUAUGUUGAAACUUAACUUUAAAUAUAAGUUCUAAAAACAUCACAUUUUAAAAACGCUAUGUUAAAGUAUGUUAAGUGUUACUAUUUUUGCCAUUGUUAGAGUUACCCUGUAUGUUUUUUGGCAAAGAUAGUCUUAUGUUUUGUUUGUUUGCUGAUAUUUAAAUAUGUAUGUUUCUAUAUUUUUCCUAAUAAACUAUUCC
Molecule: messenger RNA, 3221 nt
Organism: Brassicogethes aeneus
Lineage: Eukaryota; Metazoa; Arthropoda; Insecta; Coleoptera; Nitidulidae
Source: the annotation of a GenBank genome assembly